ACAUGAUCAAGGCUACCCUCGGGGCGGAGGGAGUUGGGCACCUGGUAGGCUGAGUUGUUGCUCAUACCUACUGUGCUGUGUGAAGAUAUGGAUCAUGAGCAGAACCAAGGAGCUGUGCUGCUACAGUUGCUACAGCUUCUGUGGUUCCUGCCCCACUCCUGGGCUGUCCCUGAAGCUUCUACUCCAGUGUGGUGGGAUGGCCUGCAAAACCACACAUUCCUGCACACGGUGUACUGCCAGGACGGGCAUCCCACCAUGGGACUCUUCGAGACUUACGAUGAGGACCAGCUUUUCUCCUUCGAUUUUUCCCAGAACAUCCGAGUGCCUCGCCUGCCUGAAUUUGCCGAGUGGGCUCAGGAACAAGGAGACAUCCCUGCCAUUGUAUUUGACAAAAACUUCUGUCAGAUGAUGGUCCAGAAAAUAGGCCCAAAACUUGAUGGGCAAAUCCCAGUGUCCAGAGGGUUCCCUAUCGCUGAGGUGUUCACGAUGAAGCCCCUGGAGUUUGGCAAGCCCAACACGCUGGUCUGUUUCGUCAGCAAUCUCUUCCCUCCCACGCUGUCGGUGAACUGGCAGCACAAUACCGUCCCUGUGGAAAGCGCUGGGCCUACUUUUGUCUCAGCUGUGGAUGGACUCAGCUUCCAGGCCUUUUCUUACUUAAACGUCACACCAGAAGCCUCUGACAUUUUCUCCUGCAUGGUGACUCACGAAAUUGACCGCUACACAGCAAUCGCCUAUUGGGUGCCCCAGAAUGCACUGCCCUCAGAUCUUCUGGAGAACGUGCUGUGUGGUGUGGCCUUUGGCCUGGGCGUGCUGGGCAUCGUCGUGGGCACCAUCCUCAUCGUCUACUUCCGAAAGCCCUGCUCGGGUGACUGACUGUUCCUGACCAGAGUUUGGUGCCAGCAGCUGCAGCCAUCCAACCAGGGCGCUCGGGUUUCUCAUCGUGCCUGGCAGUCCCUGUCAGAGCAGACGUCCCUGGGACUCCCGGCUGUCUGUGUGAGCAGGUCUCCGCUGGGGCUCUGCUCUCCCUGCACUUGCAGCUCGGGGAGGCCAGAGUGCCUGCCAUCACAGCCACAUCCCUUCUCCCUUAAAGGAAUAAAUCUCGUUUCUUAGUAUCA
Molecule: messenger RNA, 1115 nt
Organism: Tupaia belangeri chinensis (Chinese tree shrew)
Lineage: Eukaryota; Metazoa; Chordata; Mammalia; Scandentia; Tupaiidae
Product: HLA class II histocompatibility antigen, DM alpha chain
Exons: 5
Coding region: 88-873 (261 amino acids)
Biological process (GO): immune response; antigen processing and presentation
Cellular component (GO): membrane; MHC class II protein complex
Source: RefSeq, a predicted model, not a curated record